Molecule: messenger RNA, 2089 nt
Organism: Pelagomonas calceolata
Lineage: Eukaryota; Pelagophyceae; Pelagomonadales; Pelagomonadaceae
Source: the annotation of a GenBank genome assembly
GAGCGAUGCGCGCGCGAAGGCGGCCGAGCGCCGGGCGGCGCAAGCCGAGGCGGCGCUCCGGGCGAGCGCCACGAGGCCAUUGGUUAAAAGGACGGGCCCGUUCAGGCACGUGAACGUUCAAAAAGCACCGGGCGCGCCAGUCACCUAUCCCCCGGGCCAGCGCCCGUCGUGGAUGACGCAGGUCGACUGCUCGGCCUACGACUACUCCUGCGCGUCGUCGCGCAUGCGCGGCGCCUACGAGGCCUACCCGCUGCAUCGGCCGCCGGGCGAGAUCUCGGACACGCUUUCACUAGAUUCGGACGGCGGCGCCGCGUUCCGCAAGCGCGUUCUCGAGCGGCUCGUCGCGCCGGCCGCGCCGGCCGCGGCGCCGUCGCGACGGUGGUGGCUCGCGGCGACGGCCUCCGACGACGGCGCCGUGCAAAUCUCCAAGGACCCCGAAAAGACGCGGCGGGCGCUGGAGGCGUCGCGCUUGACGUCGCUCGACGACCGCCUGCAGGCCGCCGUUUCCUCGGAGGGCGCCGUGCCGGGCGCCACGGUCCUCGCGGCGCCGCUCAGCAGGCGCCUGGCCUGGACGAUGAUGGACAAAAAGUACGCGCACGACAUGCUCUUCGACGUCGCGCACAUGGCGCGGCACGUCGCCGGCUUCGAGAAGCUCGUCGUCGUCGCGCUUGAUCAAAAGACGACGCGCGCCUGCGCCGCGGGCAGCAUCAGCGCGGCGUUCGCCGGCGCGGCACAAACGAGCGGCGUCCAGGCGGCCGGCAAGAUGAAGGGCGUGUCGAACGCGCUCGUCGAGGUUGUGCAGGGGGCCAAGUUCAAGGCCUCGCUCUGGUUCGUGCAGCACAACUACGACUUUGUGUUCUUCGAGGCCGACGUGUGGUUCACGAAAUCCAUUGAUGUAUUGUGGAGCGCCGCGCACCGCGACGUCGUCACUUAUCAGGAGUCGCGCCGGGCGCCGCUCGAGGACUUAGAUCUGUACGUGGCGGCGCACCAGAACAACCCCACCUCCACGAAUAUUGGGGUUUACGCCGCGCGCGCGACGGACGCUUCUAGGGAGUUCUUUUCUGGGUUACUGGAAGAAAUGCGCCUCAAGCCCCACAAGCACGACCAGCUGUUGUUCCACAAUUUGUUGACGUGGCACCGCAUGAAGCCGACGCAGCCCGUCGCCAAGGAGUGGCGCGACGCUCCCAAAAUACCGAAGCCACAGAACCCGGCGGCCUGGGCGUUUAUUGAUAAUCACAUGGGCGUCGCGUCGACGCACCCUAUAAUAACACAGGACACGGCCUUCGUCCACACGUUGGGGAAUAUGCCCCUGGAUUCGCAGGAGGGCAAGAAGAUCCACGCCAAGGAGCUGGGCGGCUGGCACGGGCUCGGUACUCCCCCGGGGACGCCUAGUUAUUACGGCCCCUCGGCGCACGACGGCCGCACGAAGUACCUGGCUUUAGAUGGUUCUCCCCUGAACGGCAUCUCGCUCUGCGAGCGGGACGGCUACCACAACGGUAGGAUAGCGAAAGCUAGAGUGGCUGUAUUAUUAGCGUUGGCGGCGUACACGGGCCGCGUUUUGUUACUACCGCGCAUCGUCGUGGACUACCAUCAAUAUUUACUAUGGACGUUCCUCGAUUUGGAGAGUGUGGGCUACGGCGUCGAGUGGCGCGAGACGAACUUCCCCUCGAACCCGCGGAGCUGGAAGAACGGCACGCACGCGUUCGGGUCGACGGCGCGCGUGUCGCUGCAGAAGCACUCCGUGGGGACGAUGACCUCUUCUGGACCGCGGUGGGCGGCUUUUGAAUCGACCUCGCCGCGGCGUCCUGGCGAGAUGGCCGACGUCCUGGCCUCUGCUUUGAAACCGCACGGCGACGCGGAGCUUUUAUUGGUCGAUCUGGCCUUUGCGGAUGGACGAUUUGUGUCGGAGCUCACAAACUGCAGAAACGAGAAGGAAUGUGAGCGCCGCGGCGUGCCAUGGGAGCUCGUCCAGCUCUACAGAAAGCUGCGGUGGUGUGGGCAGACCAUCGACCUCGACCGCUUCGCGGCCAAGUCGUUCCAGGGCUGGGACUGCUGGGGGAAGGGGCGGCCGCCCGGCCCGCCUCAGUAA